Racocetra fulgida is the source of this 134-nucleotide messenger RNA. NCBI's taxonomy places the organism in Eukaryota, Fungi, Glomeromycota, Glomeromycetes, Diversisporales, Gigasporaceae. The record is from the annotation of a GenBank genome assembly.
AUCACCAGAUAAUCGCCCAAAUAAAAGACUGCAACAUUCAAUUCGCCUGGACACGAGAAACUUAUCAACAUGAGAAACCUACAGGAGCUUGGAUGACCAGCAAUUUGCCAAAAAAUCUAGGCGCCCAUGUAUAG